Wasmannia auropunctata (little fire ant) is the source of this 5144-nucleotide messenger RNA. It is a transcript of the gene Fs(2)Ket, whose product is annotated as importin subunit beta-1. Gene Ontology annotation, biological process: protein import into nucleus. NCBI's taxonomy places the organism in Eukaryota, Metazoa, Arthropoda, Insecta, Hymenoptera, Formicidae. Gene Ontology annotation, molecular function: nuclear import signal receptor activity; small GTPase binding. Gene Ontology annotation, cellular component: cytoplasm; nucleus. Bases 171 to 2840 code for a protein of 889 amino acids. The transcript is spliced from 7 exons. The record is from RefSeq and is a predicted model, not a curated record.
UGGGGGAACGUCGAAGGCAGUUGAGUCGGUGGUGGCUACAUGUGGAUAUCCGCCGGUCGUGACGAGAGAGAGCCUUCGUGUCGCAGGGAGCUGACGUUUAACUUCCUCGCGUCGUAUCGCGGGAGCCGUGACGUACCCACGCCGUAAACGAGAGCAAUCCGCCGUUCAUCAUGCAGAUGGAUCCGACGACGUUGCAGCUGAUACAAGUCCUCGAGAGGACCGUCUCGUCGGACAAAAAUGAGCUCGUGGCAGCGCAGACUUUUCUGCAGCAGGCGGCCGAAACCAAUCUCCAUGAAUUCGUGCAACGACUCAGCGCCGUGCUGGUCACAGUCGGCGCGAGCCCCGUCGCCCGCAUGGCUGCGGGUCUCCAGCUCAAAAACCAACUUACCUCCAAGGAUCCUGACAUGAAGUUCCAGUACCAGCAACGCUGGCUAACUAUUCCCGUUGAGACGAGGGAAUAUAUCAAGAAAAAUAUUUUAGGAGCUUUGGGAACGGAAAACAAUAGGCCAAGUUCUGCGGCACAGUGUGUCGCUUAUGUUGCUGUUGCCGAGUUGGCAGUGGGGCAGUGGAGCGAAUUAAUUCCAUUGUUAGUCAAUAAUGUUGUCAACCCGUCCAGUACCGAGAUGAUGAAGGAGGCUACUCUAGAGACUAUCGGAUAUAUCUGCCAAGAGAUUGAAAGCGAAGUGCUGGUGUCACAAUCAAACGAGAUCCUUACAGCUAUCAUUCACGGUAUGAAGGGUUCCAGUACGUCGAAUCACGUUCGACUAGCGGCUACAAGCGCCCUGUACAAUUCCUUGGAAUUCACCAAAGGAAACUUUGAGAAAGAGACGGAACGAAACUUUAUAAUGGAAGUUGUAUGCGAAGCCACUCAGUCUACCAAUACUCAAAUCAGAGUGGCUGCGUUACAGUGUCUUGUGAAAAUUAUGUCACUGUAUUACCAAUAUAUGGAACCAUAUAUGGCUCCAGCACUGUUUCCUAUUACGUUAGAAGCUAUGAAGUCGGAAAUUGACGAAGUAGCACUACAAGGAAUAGAAUUCUGGUCGAACGUAUCCGACGAGGAAGUGGACUUGUCAAUGGAAGAAGGAGAAGCAUCGGAAGGAGGUCGUCUGCCGUUGAAAGUUUCACGGCACUAUGCUAAGGGUGCUUUACAAUACUUGGUACCGGUGUUGAUGAAAAAACUAACUAAGCAAGAAGAAUUUGAUGAUGAGGAUGACUGGAAUCCUUCGAAGGCUGCUGGAGUUUGCUUGAUGUUGCUGUCGUCCUGCUGCGAGGAAGCCAUUGUUCCAUUCGUUCUUCCCUUCGUCAAGGAUAAUAUUAAGAGCCCCGAUUGGAGGUACAGAGAUGCGGCUCUGAUGGCGUUCGGCUCGAUUCUCGGUGGUUUAGAGCCUGCCACAUUGAAACCGUUAGUGGAACAAGCCAUGCCCACUCUCAUCGAGCUGAUGUACGAUAGCAGCGUAGUCGUCCGCGACACCGCCGCGUGGACGUUCGGUCGCAUAUGCGAGAUGAUACCAGACGCCGCAAUCAACGAAACCUAUCUCAAGCCACUGCUGGAGUCUCUGGUGAAUGGAUUGAAGGCGGAACCGCGAGUCGCUGCCAAUGUAUGCUGGGCAUUUACAGGAUUAGCGGAGGCGAGCUACGAGUCUGCUGAGGCGAGCGAAGACGGAAAUCAGCCAGAAACGUAUUGCAUGUCACAAUAUUUCGAUUUUAUCAUUCAACGACUUUUGGAGACUACCGAUCGACCAGAUGGGGCUCAGGCGAAUUUGAGAUCCGCCGCCUAUGAAGCUCUCAUGGAGAUGGUGAAGAACUCGCCGCGCGACUGUUACGUAACCGUGCAGAAAACUACGAUGGUGAUACUCGAGCGGUUGCAACAGGUAUUGCAGAUGGAGUCACACAUACAGAGUCAUUCGGAUCGCGCCCAGUACAACGACUUGCAGUCGCUGCUUUGUGCGACAUUGCAGUCCGUCUUGCGUAAGGUCACCGCGGAGGACGCCCCGCAGAUAUCCGACGUGAUAAUGACCGCUCUGCUUGCUAUGUUCAGCUCAAACUCCUGCAAAUCAGGUGGUGUACAGGAGGACGCGCUCAUGGCUGUCUCGACCCUGGUUGAAGUGUUGGGCGAAGGUUUCUUGAAGUACAUGGAGGCGUUCAAGCCUUAUCUCUGUCUCGGCUUGAAGAACUAUGCUGAGUAUCAGGUGUGCUGCGCAGCGGUCGGUCUCACCGGUGAUAUCUGCCGUGCACUCAAGAACAAGAUGCUUCCUUAUUGCGACGAAAUUAUGACUCUGUUGUUGGAAAACCUCAGCAAUAACGCCGUUCAUCGUUCGGUUAAACCACAGAUCUUUUCGGCCUUCGGUGACAUCGCCAUGAGUAUCGGGCCGGAGUUCAAGAAAUAUCUGGACGUUGUGUUGCAGACGUUGGUACAGGCGUCGCAGGCCAACGUAGACAGAAGCGAUUACGAUAUGAUCGAUUAUCUGAACGAGUUGCGCGAGGGCGUGCUCGAAGCUUACACCGGCAUAGUUCAGGGUCUCCGCGGCGAUGCGAAUAACUGUCCGGACGUCGCCAUUUCUCUCAUCGAGCCGCACGUGCCGUUUAUUAUACAAUUCAUCACUUCGAUAGCGCAGGACCGCGAACAUUCCGAGGGUAAUGUGUCAGCCGCGGUAGGCCUGCUGGGCGAUCUCGUCAUGGUAUUCGGAGUUAAGCUGCUGCCCAUGGUGGAGACCGAGCCGCUCAAUGAUUUGCUGGUCAAGGGAAAGAAGUCGCGCACUCACAAAACUAAACAACUGGCGAGUUGGGCUGCGAAAGAGAUUCGGAAGCUCAAGACUGCUGCCAACGCUACGUCCAGUUGAUCACCCCACGGUUGUACUGUCGUGCAAUUUGAUUUGACUAGAAAGCUAUCAAACACAAUACAAAGACAACAAGAUUGGAUGGUGCGGAUGCGAGUUGAUGGAUGUGCGUGAGUUCCGAAGCGAUGAUGACGAGAUGAGGUGAUGAGUCUGCACGUGUCCCUAUCUGGCGAUGGUAUUUUAUUGAUAUAAUUAUCGGUGUCGUGCGCAGCCCAUAUAAUCCGAGAGAAAGGGAUUUUAGUGAGAAAGCGAGAGCGAGAGAAAGCGAGAAUGAGAGAAAGAGAGAGAGAGAGAAAGAGCGCGCACGAGACAAUGAGAGAACCAAAAAAAAAAAAGAAAAAACAAAUACCUGUCUGCCGGAUGCCGACAACGGAUGAUGAGGAGUGCAAGUGGAUGUUGCCGAUGAAUGAAUCAAGGUCAAAGUCUACCAAGAAGAGAAAGAGAGAUGUUUCUGGUUGCAAGUAUGCCUGGGUACAAACGAGCCUGUGGCUUUUAUCCGCGUGAUUGAGAGAUAAAACCCAAGAAGAGAGAGAGAGAGUGAGAGAAAGAGGAUGACUUCGAUGAACGAUUAUUGUGAGAGAGAUGACCGGAAGAUGUGAGAGAGCGCGACAGGAACACCAAGCGGUGGAUGGAGAAUGUUACGUACAUAGUGAGGGAGAGUGAGAGUAAGAGACUCAGGGAGAAUUUCCGAAAUAAAGUGAUAGCAUGUUAGAUAUGUGAGAGUGUGAAUGAAAAAUAUAGUAAAAUGUAUGAUGUAAUUAUGCGCGUGUGCAUAUGCCUAUAUGUAUGUAUGUAUGUAUGUAUGUAUGUGUGUGGGUAUGAAAGAGAAAAAACGAGAGUCUUUUAUUUACAGUGACUCGCCGUUGACUCGUUGUAAAGCUCGCACCGAGCUUCUCAACGACGUGCAUUAAAUUUUUGAAUCGCGAUUUUUAGCUGUCGUUGCUUAGAAUCGUGCCGAAUUUACCUGCGUAAGAAAGGGUAUCGGCUUUCCUAUGCAACUUGCGAAACUUGAAUGGGUAACGAAGGAAAAAAGAGAGAAUGAGAGUGAGAGAGAGAAAGAGAGAGACUGAGUGCGAAAGAUCGAGAAGAUUACAGAAUUUUCAAUUGAGUGACUCUUGAUCCGAUCAUGCUGCGCGAGAAUCCGUUGUGUGAUGAGAGAUGUGUUACUUUUUCCCCGUACGUGAAUGUCUGUUGCUGUUGAUUGGAUAAUUAAAGUUAAUAUUUUGAUGGCACAAAUGAUUUCGUUGUACCGAAGUCCUCGUCCGGCCUGAACGUCCGUAGGAGCAAAUGAUCUCGAAUGCUCAAGAACAAUCCCCUAAAUUUCCUCUAAACUCUCUUCCUCCUUAUAUCCCACCUCGAUAUCGUGUAAGUCCUUUUUAGUAGCCGGUCGAGUAUUCCCGCGCGAUCACGGUACACACGAGUGGUGUCGCAGACGAGGAGUUUUUCGCACUGCCAUUUGGAACAACGCUGCACGGCUUGUCCAGACACUUUUUUAAUCACUAGUUUCUUCCUCUCCCCCUCCCUCCCUUCCCCAUCCACCCGUUCGUAAGACGUCUGGACCACUCGAAAUCUAUCCCGGGUGAGAUCGUCUUCCUGACCGUGCGUCACUGUGCAGGAGCGCCCGUCGUUCGCGUUAUUUGCUCGACGGGAAUGUCUCUUAGCGGAUCACUGGGACUGGGGCUGGUACCGUGAUCGCGUCUAUAAACCGGCCGAGUUCUGUCAAACGGAUAAUUGACGGAUAGCCCAGAGUCGUACAGCCUGGAGAGAAGUAGCCUAGUUGAUCUCUUUCGUAGUGAUCGAAGCUCGCGGUGAGAUCGCGCGCUUCGAUUCACGCGAGGUCGCGAAGAACCCCUUCUCCACGUUCGACCGGGAUGUCUCAAGUAUCCUGCAUCUCUACCUCUGUUUACACCGCGUCCUUGAUGACGAAUAGUCAGUGUCGUGCCGAUCGCGAAUCAUUGUCGCGAGUCUGUUUCGUGGAGUCGCGGGAGCCUCCUCGGCGGAUCCUUCAUGAUCGUCCGCCCGCGAUUUUCAGCGACAUGUCAUAAAUAAAUAACGUAAUACGGAGUUACGUCACGUCGUCGUUGUCGUCGUCGUCGUCGAGAACGUGUCUGCGGUAGUGCCAUGCAUUCCAAAUGCUUUUUUCAACGGAUCCUUUUUUUUUUUUUUAAUUUGAGUAUUUGUAGUGACUUCGCGUUCAUAUAUUCAUAUAUAUACAUAUAUAUUCUCACUUACACUCCUAUCGUGAUUUCCUGAGUGCGAGAGGGAGAAUAGCGUAGUAGUAUAGAAAAAUCUCUAGUUUUUCGAAUA